CAUCUCGUCACCGCGACGUUCUCCCAUCCGAUCUAAUGCCACGCGUCAAGGAUCCGUGAGAAUCAAACUCAAGCAGGGAGAAUUCCCCAGCUCUAGACCCAUACGGGGCUCUGGCCACAAUGCCAUCCUACCUCCAAAAUGCCGCCCUCAGAACAAAUCCUCUUCGCUCCAAACUCUUCCGCUCCAAAUACCAACGCGCGAAGCUCCUCCAUGGCAAACGCCUUCAUGACAAGCUCCGCCGCAUCAACCUCCUCCGUCCACGACAUAUCCCUCCCACCGCUCCAGACGUCUAUCCGCUUCCGCUACGCAAUCCAUACGCCCUUGGCACCUCCUUCCCUACUAUGCAAGAAGCACGCGAGGCCAUUCUACACUACACCAUCGCUCAGAAUCUCUCCUACACUGUCUCACGCGCCGACUCGACACGAUAUAUUAUCAAGUGUCGAUGUGCAACCUGCCCGUUCAGGCUACGCAUCACGAUGAAAAAAAGCAAAGACGACCAGCAGGCGGUGGUGACGGUGUCACGGCCGCAUAAUUGCCCGCCGGAAGUGCAUAAGGGGUGGAGGUGGGCGUCGUCGGUAAGGUAUUUGGUUGCGAAGCAUAAGGAAUCGUUCAAAGAGAAGGGAGGGAGGAUGUUGGUGUCGGAAUUGAGGGAGUUGGAGUUAAAGGCUGGGAAUGACGUUAGUGAGAAGCAGGCCUGGAGGGCGAAGAGAGCAAUUGCGAGUGAGGUGCAGUCAUGACAUACACUGUUUGAUAAGGAAGUUCUGGUGUAUAUGUUUGCAGGUUUGUGAGAUUCAAACAAGCAGAUUCUUGGAUUGUUGACCUUCGCUGGGUGAAUGGUGUGAAGGGGUUUAUUGUUAAGCUGCUAUUUCUGUUCUGCAUUCAAGCAUUGUAUGUGGUCCCUUUGUUUAUGUUUGAUUAUCAAGUGUAUAAUCAGAAGUGAAAAGAAUCACAGUGUUAAUUAGUAUUGAGAUAA
Molecule: messenger RNA, 973 nt
Organism: Coccidioides posadasii C735 delta SOWgp
Lineage: Eukaryota; Fungi; Ascomycota; Eurotiomycetes; Onygenales; Onygenaceae
Source: RefSeq, a predicted model, not a curated record